AGUGAAUAUAGACUCUAAAACAUGCCUCUAGCUGACAGAGUAACUCACUCAGAGCAGUAACUAUACCAAAAUUGUAAAUCUAUAAAUAUUUUGCAUUUAAGAUUAUUAACAACUUUUUCAGUCUCUCAAUAUGCUCUAUCAAGGACUCCACAGCAGAGGGGAGAAUUGAGCCAGCCAGAUGGAUUCAUCUGGGGAAAACAUAUCCCAAAAGGAUAUGCUGGAGAAAAUAGCUGAGCUGGAUCACAGCCAGAGUCACCUGAGAGAACUGAAUGCUGAGAUGAGGCAGUGGCUGGAUGCUGCAGACGAUGACAACGCAGUGCUCCGCUUGGAGAACGCCAACCUCAGGAAACAAUUGAAUGACAUAGAGAGGAUCCUUACUGAGCUGCAACAGGUUGAAUCUGAGCCUUGUGGGCCUCUGUUGGGUGAUGGCCUCUGUGAAAAACAAAUCAGUGAGAAAAGGAUUCAGGAUUUGGAGAGGGAAACCUUAAAGUGGCAGGAAGAAAAUAAGGAGCUAACUGUUGAGCUAAAGAAUGUUAAACAACAGAGAGACCAGGACAGGAUCAGUUUGAGAAAACUCAGGAAUGAGUUUGAAAACCUGGAGAUUGGAGUGGAGGAACUUCAGUUAGAGCUACAGCAUAGGGAUGAGCUGAUUAAUCAGAAACACCAGCACUUAAAGCACCUUGAGGAAACUGUGGAGGAAUAUUCCAACAUCAUUAAGGAGCUCAGGCUGGCAAAGCAGGAGCUGAGCAACCAGUUGGAGGACAGACAAGUUGAUGCUACAUUUACCACUGUGGCUGAGGUGAUGACCGAGGAGGAGGGACAGCCCAGUCCUCAGCUGUCAAUCGCAGAGGAAAUCAAGCUGCUCUUCUCAUCUGCUGAGAUGAAACCCUGCAUCAACGACUCUGAGGACCCUGCUUCUGUGAUCUCUGCACUUGAGCAAAAUGGAGAGGGCGAUGAUGAGGGGCCGCUGGAACACCAAGGUCUUACAGAUGAUGUCAAACCUAAAAGCCGUAGCAGAUUUGCUGAUGCGUGGAGGACCGCUGUCCAGAAGCUGUUAAAGUUUUAUAUCAUCAGUCUUUGUGUUUUGGCCUUUGUAGUUUUAGGAUUCUGGGUUGGAAAUUCUGACUUUUGUUUAAACAGCAGUUUGAUGAAGUUGCCACCUUACGUCACCGUCCGCUAUAAGGCCUUACCUCCCAUUUGAUCUCACUGUGUUAUUAGAAAUUGCACCAUGUGUGCUAUGUAAAUGUGUAGUCUGUGGCACCGAGGUAAAGUCCAAAAACGGCUGCUU
Cyprinodon tularosa is the source of this 1288-nucleotide messenger RNA. Its product is annotated as GRIP1-associated protein 1-like. Gene Ontology annotation, cellular component: meiotic spindle pole; meiotic nuclear membrane microtubule tethering complex; chromosome, telomeric region. NCBI's taxonomy places the organism in Eukaryota, Metazoa, Chordata, Actinopteri, Cyprinodontiformes, Cyprinodontidae. The transcript is spliced from 12 exons. Bases 179 to 1201 code for a protein of 340 amino acids. The record is from RefSeq and is a predicted model, not a curated record. Gene Ontology annotation, biological process: spindle assembly; spindle localization; chromosome localization to nuclear envelope involved in homologous chromosome segregation. Gene Ontology annotation, molecular function: dynein complex binding.